AUGACUUCAACAAUAACCAGUGGCCCAGUCCCACUGACCACGACCUUCACACCGCCAGCAGACUGCUUCACAGACUCGUACCACAUGCAGUGGCUGUCCGGCACAAACUACUACACACCCGUCUCAGCCACCUACACCUGGUGGUGGAUUAGUCUCGGCGCCAGCGACUGGAGCACAUGUUUCCCAUCAGCCUUUGCCACGGCAACAACAAGCUAUUUCUCGCCAGGUCUAUGUCCAUCCGGCUACACGGCUGCCGGUCUCUCAGAGGUCUCGCUCGACAGCAAUAUCGAGACAAGAGCAACAUGCUGUCCUAGCGGCUACAAUGCGCAGACCGGAGAUGGCUGGCCAUGGUACUCCAGCAACCCGUGCACGUCCUCCAACACAAAUUCGGAUUCCGUCUACGUAUACACAUUCGACGGCACGGUCUCGAGCCAAACGGGUACAUUCGGGAUCCAGGGCAAGGGCGUUUCGAUCCGUUGGCAAUCGACUGAUUUCGUGUCCGCAACCUCGACAUCCGAUUCUUUAACUUUCAUGACCUCGACCUCAACCUCGACAUUGAAGAGAGACGCUACGGCAACCGGCACGAGUGAGUCGGUGAACGGUACUACCAACACAUACUAUGCGACUAGCGGACUUUCUGCGGGCGCAAAGGCUGGAAUAGGCAUUGGUUGUGCAGCGGGCGCUAUUUUACUUAUAAUUGCGGCUGUGGUGUUUUAUCGUAGGCGCAAGCCCAAGUUUGUGCCAGCGAGACUUGAUCAGAAUACGAUGAGACACACGCACCAACCGGCUGCUGAAUUGGAUACGGGAUCGUCGGAGCUAAUGGACGCCUACGGGAACCCUGUAGAGUUGGAUUCUCAUGGCGUUUCGGCUCGGGUGGAGUUGGAUGCUACAAGUUAUCCAAAGGGGUAUAGUUGA
This is a messenger RNA of Penicillium verhagenii, 915 nucleotides long. RefSeq lists its product as uncharacterized. The transcript is spliced from 2 exons. Lineage: Eukaryota; Fungi; Ascomycota; Eurotiomycetes; Eurotiales; Aspergillaceae. The record is from RefSeq and is a predicted model, not a curated record. Bases 1 to 915 code for a protein of 304 amino acids.